Medicago truncatula (barrel medic) is the source of this 3225-nucleotide messenger RNA. RefSeq lists its product as uncharacterized. Bases 714 to 2537 code for a protein of 607 amino acids. The record is from RefSeq and is a predicted model, not a curated record. The transcript is spliced from 10 exons. NCBI's taxonomy places the organism in Eukaryota, Viridiplantae, Streptophyta, Magnoliopsida, Fabales, Fabaceae.
ACUUGCUACUUUCUAAAUUCACUUUCCUUUUCUGUUGUUACCACCGACACACCAUGGUAACCGCCGUAAUUCAGUUCACCGUCACGGUGGUUCUCUCAUCGGCGGUAGCUUCAUCUCGGUAACACCAACACUUGAAAGAGCUUUUCCUUCAUAUCAUGGCGUUGAAUUGAGUCAUCUUAAAAGAGCUUCAGACAUCAACGAUUUUUGCAGUCUACUACUAAUUAUGUUGUUAAUUUUCCUGUUAAAGGAUCCUUUGUUACCUCUAAAUCUGGGCUUUACUUUACAAAGAUGAAUUUGGGUACUCCUCGAAGAGAAUUUUAUGUUCAGAUUGAUACUGGAAUUGAUGUUCUUUGGGUUAGUUGUGCUUCCUGCAUUGGUUGUCCCCAAACAAGUGGUCUCCAAAUUCAGCUCAAUUACUUUGGCUCUAGGAGUUCGUCGACAUCUUCAUUCAUCGCUUGUUCUGACCAAAGGUGCAAGAAUGGAGUACAGUCAUCAGAUAGCAGCUGUUCCGGUUGGAAUAACCAAUGCACCUACAUAUUCAAGUAUGGAGAUGGUAGUGGAACAUCAGGCUAUUAUGUGUCAGACUUCAUGCAUUUUGCUAGUAUUACUGAAGAAUCUUUGUUUUCAAACUCCUCAGCGCCUGUGGUUUUUGGCAGGUGAAAAAAACAAAGAACCUACAACCAUUGCCAUCAUUCAGUUUUGGACUCACACAGAUGGAGGAGGAGCAAAGGAAUGUCACUGCUUCAUCAUCCGGUAAAGAAAAGAAGCAGCACAUAAAGAAACAUAAAAAAAAGAAUCAACGGACUGAAGCACAUAAAGAAAGAAGUUCAAAUGAUGAAAAUGCAAAACAAAGACUGAGUGGCUUUGGAGGAAUGUUGCAUAUAUGCAACUGGACAAAAGUCCACACUUUCUUUGUGGAUUGGGUUGUUAGAAACUUUGACAAAGAGAACAUGUGGAUUACAUUAAGUAAGACUGAGGUACUUCCAUUGAAAGAGGAUGAUGUACAUAGGGUGUAUGAGCUUCCAAUGGCAGGGAAGCAGAUUAACGUUGAUCUCUGCUCUGAAGAAGCAAUAAAGAGAUUGAGGACAGAAUUAGGAUUUGAUGAAAAUUAUUCACCUUUUGUGAAGGUGGCAGAUUUGGAGAGAAUAUUGAAGACACUAGAGCAACCAAAAGCAUGGGUGAAGGGUGCAAUCUGUUUUAUCAUUCACAACAUUUUGUGCCCCACUAAUAGUAGCUUUGUAUCUCUCCAAUAUGCGCACAUAUUAGAAGAUCCAGCUGGGGUAUCAUCUUAUAACUGGUGCUCACAUGUUCUUGCAUAUAUGAAAGAAGGCCUGCAAACUCAGGAAGUUGCAAAUCCAUUAGCGGACUUCCACUUCCUAAUGAUUAAUUACAUGGAGAAAAUGGGUAAGAGAAGCCCAUUUCUGACAGGGAAAUACAAGCGGCCAUCACUUCGUGAUUGGGAUGUGAAGACGGCAAACCAAGACCUUCAGAAGGUGCAUGACCUUAUGGGACUUGAGCAUGGCCUGACGACCGGAGUAACCAAACUGUACAGCACCAAUGAAGGUCCACUUGUAUUGUGUUUUGAUGCAGAUACAUGUCCACUAUCUAAGGCAGAGAUGCAUCUUAAUCAUUGUAGGUCUUGUAUACGGAUCUACACUACAACCGCAGAAACCUUGGAAAGAAGAAUAGCUGAGGGAAAUAUUGGAACUUCUGGGAAAAAUGAUGCAGUUGCAGAAGAAACAAACAUAACCAAGGUCAAUCCGAUUGAAGUGCAACCUGAAACUGAAGAUAAUAUAAGUUUGAGGGCCGGAACAGAUCUAACCCGCAAAAGAAAAGAAAGAAGUUCUAGUGUGGAUAAUGGACAGGCUAAGAAUGAAUCUUCCAUACCACAAACAAGCACUCGAGGGGAAGAAAGGUUGAAUAAUCAUGAUUCAGUGAAUAAAAAAUGCAAUAGUGAAUCGGUUAAGACACAAUGCAAAGUGAAGCAAGCAAACGUGAUGGAGGAGGAGGACCCGAAGGAGCAGAAGCCUUUGGAACCUAACAAACACUUUGUUUUAGAGCCAAUUCCAUUAAGGUAUGUGUUACCAGAUGCAAUAAUCGACUUGGAUAAUGUCGAAACUGUGCAGAAAAAGAAAAGAAAGAAGCAUGAUAUGCUUUAUUCUGGUGGCACAUACCCUGAGCGUAGAAGAGCUGUGAAGAAGUCAAAAUACCUUGCAAGCCCCUACGAUGAAGCUGUCUACGAGUCAAAUGCAACUAAGAUGCAGAAGGAUAUAUCAACAUUUGCAUGGAGCAUUUCACAUGAUAAGACGGAGAUUUUGUACUGCUCGGAUAACAAGGCUCAUGCUUACCGUCUACAGAGGAGUGACUUGUGGACACUUCAAAAAGAUGAAUGGGUGUCAUGCUUCGUGAUAAAUGCCUGGGUCAAUUGCUUGAACUGGAAUCAACCAAAUGAAAAAAUGACAAGACUGGUUACACCAUUCAUCAAUCAUGUAUGCAUUACAUAUUCCAUGAAUGUUAAAAGUUUACAUACUGUUUAGAUCUUUUUAGAAUUGAUUUUACUCAUUUUCAUAUAAACAGAUUAACAUGGAAAGACCUAAUUCCCUAGAUAUAACGAAAUCAGUUGCAUGCAAAAGAUUCAUCGAGAGACUGAAAAAGUUCAAAUACAUGGAUUGGAAGGCUAUUAUUGACCCUACAAGUCUAGAAUAUGUAAGACUCAGUUCAAUAUAGUUUUGAAAAUUUCUACAGAUUGAUUGUUUGACUUAUAUGGUGUUGAUUAUUUUGCUGAUGAAAUAUAUCAUGACGCCAGCACUAAUUGGGAAUCUGGGUUUUCAUUAUGUAUGCUUUGUUGUGAAUCUCAAGAGCCAAAAAUUAGAGUUCUUGAACAGCUUGAUCGGAGAGACAUUGCACAUGAAGAAUGGCGAAGCGACUGUGUACAAAAAGAUGUUUGAUGUAUGGCUGAAGGAGGUGGAAGCAUUUGUGACAAAAUUGUAUAAGAAAAGAAAAAUCACAAUGCCUUUCCAAAUUAGCACAUUUAAGUGGGAAACACCAAGGGUGCCUACUCAACCUGAUAAAGACAGUUGUGGAGGUCUUUUGCAUGAAGUUUCUUGCUGAAUGGGAGGGUGACAAUACCAAAAUGGAAUCUUUCAAAAAUUGGUCAAAAAUGAGAAAGCAUGGGGAGAAUGGCAAGAUUGCAAAAAAUGUGGAUUUGAGAAUUGGAAUUUGUUC